Molecule: messenger RNA, 5730 nt
Organism: Grammomys surdaster
Lineage: Eukaryota; Metazoa; Chordata; Mammalia; Rodentia; Muridae
Gene: Igfbp5
Product: insulin like growth factor binding protein 5
Exons: 4
Coding region: 569-1384 (271 amino acids)
Biological process (GO): regulation of insulin-like growth factor receptor signaling pathway
Cellular component (GO): extracellular region
Molecular function (GO): insulin-like growth factor I binding; insulin-like growth factor II binding; fibronectin binding
Source: RefSeq, a predicted model, not a curated record
UUUUUUUUCCUCUCCCUUGAUUUCAACAUUUUCCCGAUCUUCUUGGCAGCCGCCGACGCCUCUUACCUGUUCUGCGGCAGCGGCGCAACUGGCAGCUGAGGCUGAGGAGUGGGGGUGCGUUUUAGAUUUUUAAGCAAAAGGCAACAAAAAAAAAUAAGCCAAAUCCAUUUUUUCUUCACCUCUCACCUUUUCAAGGCUUCCAAGUUAAUUAUUUCUGUUGCUUUGGGGUGAGCAAUUCUGUGGAUCUCUCCACCCUCACCCCCAAUUCUGACCCGAUCCCGCCUAGGGGUUUCUUCGGUCUCCGCUCACUCUGCGUGCACCUGGCGCGCCUCUUUUUUUUUCCACCCCCAACCUGUUGCAAGUCUUUAAUCCUUGCAACUGGGACUUGCGUGCAGGCAUCUGAAUCUUCCUCCUUGCCUAAUAUUUUGCAAGGGUUUGGGGGAGAGCACCUGCUCUACCUGCAAGAGAUUAAAAAAAAAAAAAGAAUCUCCAGGCUCCCUCUUGGCCCCUUUCUCCACACACUCUCGCUCUCCUGCCCCGCCCCGAGGUAAAGCCAGACUCCGAGAAAAUGGUGAUCAGCGUGGUCCUCCUGCUGCUGGCCGCCUAUGCCGUGCCAGCUCAAGGCCUGGGCUCUUUCGUGCACUGUGAACCCUGCGAUGAGAAAGCUCUGUCCAUGUGUCCCCCCAGCCCUCUGGGCUGUGAGCUGGUCAAAGAGCCCGGCUGUGGCUGCUGCAUGACUUGCGCCCUGGCGGAGGGACAGUCGUGUGGCGUCUACACGGAGCGCUGCGCCCAGGGUUUGCGCUGUCUCCCCCGGCAGGAUGAGGAGAAGCCGCUGCACGCCCUGCUGCACGGCCGCGGGGUUUGCCUCAACGAAAAGAGCUACGGCGAGCAAAUCAAGACAGAGAGAGACUCUCGGGAGCAUGAGGAACCCACCACCUCCGAGAUGGCUGAAGAGACCUACUCACCCAAGGUCUUCCGGCCCAAGCACACUCGCAUUUCCGAGCUGAAGGCUGAGGCUGUGAAGAAGGACCGCAGAAAGAAGCUAACUCAGUCUAAGUUUGUGGGGGGCGCUGAGAACACUGCCCACCCCCGAGUCAUCCCUGCGCCUGAGAUGAGACAGGAAUCUGAGCAAGGCCCCUGCCGCAGACACAUGGAAGCUUCCCUCCAGGAGUUCAAAGCCAGCCCACGCAUGGUGCCCCGUGCCGUGUACCUGCCCAACUGUGACCGCAAAGGAUUCUACAAGAGAAAGCAGUGCAAGCCUUCUCGUGGCCGCAAACGUGGCAUCUGCUGGUGUGUGGACAAGUACGGGAUGAAGCUACCAGGCAUGGAGUACGUGGAUGGAGACUUUCAGUGCCACGCCUUCGACAGCAGUAACGUUGAGUGACGCGUCCCCUCCCUCCCUCCCCCUUUCCUACCCCCCCAGCCCCAACUCCAGCCAGAGCCUCCCUCCACCCCAGGACGUCACUCAUUUCAUCUCAUUUAGGGGAAAUAUAUAUACAUAUAUAUUUGAGGAAACUGAGGACCUCGGAAUCUCUAGCAAGGGUUAAGGAGACACUUCCCACCAUGACCCCGGAAAUGUAUUCCUUUUUGAAGCAAGUUGAACGGACAGAGAAGGGAAGAAGAGAAGGAGCAAGAAGGAGCGAGAAAUGGGAAGAAAGCGUUGGAGUAGAGAAGAAGGAAGGACUGGUAGGGUUAGAGAGAAAAGACAGAAACAGCAAGGCAGGAAGGACGCCACAACCAGGGCUGGAUCUGUUCUUUGCUUUCAGCUCUAGCCUGGGGUCAGAGAAAGGUUGGGGCACUCAAAAGUGUGGCAUUCAGUGACACCCAGUUUAGAUUGGUCAAAAGGAGAAAAGAAACAAGGCAUGUCAGUGCCUCUCGGGUCUGUUGCUUCCUCCAGCCAGCAGUGUGGAUGGCUAGACCCCUCACCCUCCUCUCCUCUUACCCAAGUGCAGGGUGGUUUUUUCCCCAAAUUUAUAAAGACUAAAAUGCAUUCCAUCCCUUUAAAAACAAAGAAAAUUUUACUCUUGUUGGAGAUUUUUUUAAGAAAUCAGUAUGCACCCCCAACACUGGAAAGACUUGAUUUUCCAGGGUGACAAGCAUUCAGAAGCAUGUGGCUUUGGCCCUUAAUUUCACUAGACUCAGAGUUGGCCCAGCAGCCUCUGUGGAGGAGAAGGAUAGGCGGAGAAAUGGAAGGGGCUUGUAUUCACCUACAAGGCUCCAUGUAGACUUAUAUAGGCAUAUAAAUCUAUUUUCUUUAUUUUUCCCCCUUUCCCUUUCUUUCAAAGUUUUGCAUUACCUCUUUGAAGUAGUUUUUAGGGCACUGAAGAUCUUCCUCAUUCUGGGAAAAUCCGUAUUUCACUAAUACAACCCAGAACACCAGCUUGGCCUGCUUCUGGGCAGCUUGUCUCAUAAGCUACAUGUGUGGCUCUUUUGUGGAGCACCGAAUCAGAUCUUCUUAUGAUUCCCAACCUCUGUUGAAAUGUAUCCACCAGGUAGCUGCCAGCACCCAAGGUGCAUCAACUUGCAGCCCAGGUCACCCCAUGUCAGCCUUCCAGCCCUCGGAAAGUAACUGUCUUACAGCACGCAGAGAAACCUACCAGAUCCAUCUUCCACCCACUGGCCUGCUCAGGCCUUCUUGUCUAUCUGCAUUUUUUUUAAAACUGCAUUUUGAAAGCCUCCCUCAGUUGCCAGGCUGACAGAUCAGAGAGAAACUAACAUGAGAGAUGACAGAAGAGGAGGAAGUGGAGGGUGGGGGGAAAGUCUUUCACAGAAAGACACAGAAGAUGGAGCAGAGAUGAGGUCUGGGAGGAACAAGAAUGAGACAGAAAGAGGGAAAUGCCAAGAGAAUUUUCCGUGGUGUCUCCCAGCUAAUAAACUCUGUGGGAUUUGAGAGGAAAAUGGGGGGAAGGAGCUUUGAGGUUGAGCGAACUCAAUUCAAGUCACAGAGCCCAGAUGGUGGGUAAUUGAGGCAGACUUUAAUCCAGACUUAAGAUGCACGGUUGGAAACAAGGAUCCAUAGCCUGACUGGGUGUUAAAGGGUGAAAAGGAUGCCUUGGGAAGAGAGCACAACUUCAGUUCAACUUCUGCCUCCCCAAGGAGGGACUGAGGCCAAAGACUCUUUCAAGUGCUUCAUCAGCUCUGCCCCACCCAAACAUCCUCCCUGGAAUGGAGGAUGGUAGAAAGCCCAGGACAACUCAGGCCUGGGUCUUCAUGUUUACCAGCCUGAUCUCAUGGCCCACUGGCUUCUGCAAUAAAGGGGUGUUUAACAAAGGGCUUAGGACUGUCUUUGAAGACUGAAGAUAGCCUGCCAGGAGAGGGUACUAGGACAUUGGUACAGGAGGCUCCUUUUUUGCUGUGGACACAGCUCUUUGCUCUUUCUUGAUGGCAUGGCAUAGUAGAGGCCCCCUCCAACACGCAACGUGGAGCAACCAAAGGGACAGCAAAGAGACAAGCGUACGUCGACUCAUAGGACGUGGAUGGCUACUAGAAGGGGAUGUCUCCUGUUGCCUGGACAAGACAGUUGGCUGGGAAUAAAAGAGGCAGUUAAUCUUCAUAAGACAAAGGGCCUGAUGGGGAUGGCAGUAGAAGGACUUACCAGACCUGCAGGGUCAGUACACCCGUCACCCUGCACAACAUCCCCAGCCCCAACUCGAACUUCAGUGUAUCUUAGGCCAGUAUCCUAAACCUUCUCCAUACGUCUCAUCUUCCUGCCAUUAUUUCUCUGGAUCUUGAGCAGUCAUCUGACUGGGAUUUGCCAAGUGGAUACUGGGGUACUGUUGCCCCCAAGAAAAGACUGAGCCAGGAACUGCCUACUCACUGCCCCUCCCAGGCCUGGAGCUAACACCUGUGAGGAGUGUUCUCCUUACCCCGCUACUUGCUGGACCUUGAAUGAGCCUCUGCCUCUUACAUGGGCUUUUUGUUGUGAGCCACAGAUGGAGGGCAUUGUAUAGACAGACGGCCUUCCCCAGUUCGGCCUACCUCCCCCAAACUUGUGAGUGUACUCACUGCUUAUACGCAGAGGCAUGUCUAAGACAGCAAGUCUCUUCCUAGAGGAAGCUUGCCUUUAACAGACAGAUGGAACUAAACCUUCCAAACGGGAAAUCUGGCUGAACCCAGGAUACAGAGAUCACGGAAAUGGGGUCAUCAAGAGAAGAAGGAUGCUCUUCUCCAUGUUACGGGGGGAGAAGGCAGGCUUGCAAUGGUCCCAUCAUACCCUGAGCAAGAAGCUUUUGGCUCCAGGCUAGCCUUUAGCUCCGUUAGAGGCCUCUACGUUGGCUUUAUCCACAGCCAUAGGUCUAAGUGUUGCCUGUCCCCAACUCCACUCACCCAUAGAAGGCUUCUUCCCACCCCCUUUUUGACAAAUGCCUCACUCAAGCAGUGGAAAAGAUAGCUCUCUUCCCCCUCUACUGCCAGGUAACUGAGAGAGGCCUAACCAGGACCUAUUCUCCGCCCCAGCCAGUCUUGACCAGCCAGAACAAAGCAGGGAACCUGGAGAAUAAAAGACUCUGUGUUCCUCUGACGACCAGGCCUAAACAGACCAGGCUUGGGAACAUCUACCCCACAGGAGACCUAGGAGGCCGUCUGUGCUCACUCCUCUUCUCCUUCCAAGACCCAGACCCUUUCCCAAUCAUGAGUUAUCUCCAUGGUAACAUCCUCCUCAUCCUUCUCCGACCACCAAGGGUUGCCAUGGCAACCUCCAAACCACCUGCCUAUCCCAGGCAGGGCAGCAGUCCUUCUGCUCAGAACCCUAGAGGACUCUAGGUGAAAUUUUACAGCUUGAGAGAGGAGCAAGCCAAGGAGAAGAGACCCUGUAGCCCUCUGGCUUUCAAGAGAAAGGAGGCUAUGAUGUAAAACCCAGUAGAAGGGAAAGAGGUUUUGUCAGCCUCUACCCAAGGAGCCUAGGGGUUGUACUGUCUUCAUUUUUAAACCACUAAAGUGCAACGUGUCCUGCACUCUUGUUACCCCACCUCUCUUCCCUGUUAGGUUCUCAUUUCUUUGAGCAGACUUUCUUGGUUUUUUUUUUUUUUUUUUUAACGGAGUAUAGACUUUCACCACUUCACAGACUCUGACCUCCUCCCUAAGUCUUUCUGGAUGGGGAAAAGGAAGGUAGAAGGUCAGAGGGGAAGGGGGUCCCUCAUCACCCCACAUCCAUUCACCCCACUUCUCUGGUCCCUAGUCACUAGCCUCAGCACCCCCAUCUCCAACACCAUCACUGUCACACAAUAGCCUGUCACACGGAUAGCACAGUUCAGACAAGACUCCUUCAGAUUCCGAGACGCCUACCGGUUGUUUUUGGUUUUUGUUUUGUUUUCUUUUUUUGUUUGUUUGUUUGUUUUUUUACAACAGCAAUAACCACAGCACAUAUUACUGUAGCUCUUUGUAGUGUUACGUUCAGACACCAUAGCUCUGUUCUCUCUUCUUUUUUGUUUUCGACUUUUAAAAAAAGGCUUAUACUUUUUACUGGUGAAACGGAUGGAAAAAAAUUAAACAACAAACCAGUUUGUGAAAAAAAAAAGUAGGAAGAAAAUCAACCCGAUGUGGAAGAGCUCUCCUCCUCUUUAGUAUUUUGUACUUAAAGAAAUAAAAAAGAAAAACCUGGACGAUCUCACAAUUUAUUACAAAGUGAAGAUUGCUGUACUCUAUUUAUUCAACUUAUAAUUUAUGUUACUCCUUGAUCUUUGUCUUUUGUCGUGACAAAGCAUUUAUUUAAUAAAAGUAUGCAUUCAGUUA